AUGGUGAAGCCUCCAUACAGAUAUGAGCUGGACCUGGAAAAUGACAACUUGUUCUCAGAUGCAGCGAAUAAAUUUAUACCUGUUGAAAAAACCAAACCGCUCCGUGAUCAGAGAAGAUUGAUUCUUUGUCUUGAUGGCUCAUGGCAAUCUUCCAACCACGGAGAGAAGAACAUCGCUUCCAACAUUGCAAAGUUGAGCCGUGCCAUCGCCAGCUGCGAUAAAUACGGCGAAGAUGGCAAGGAGAUUCAGCAGAUCGUCUACUACGAUGCGGGUGUAGGGACUGGGAAUAGCGCCCCGAAUGAAGAUGCGUCAAAGACUGCCAAGCUUCUGGCCAUGACACAGAAAAUUUUCGAAGGCACAUUCGGAAGAGGAGUAGAAGAGAAUGUGUGCGAGGCCUACAAUUUCUUGGUCAGCAAUUGGCUUCCCGGUGACGAAAUCUACAUCUUCGGCUUUUCCCGCGGCGCGUAUACGGCUCGCGCAGUUGCAGGAUUGGUCUGCAACCUGGGAAUCUGCUUUCCGGACAUGAUGGAUGACUGGUGGGUGACCUACGACGAGUACAAGAACAGAGAGCUUCCGAAAAAGGUGACCAAGCCUCCCAACAAUGCGGUCGCCAACGAUGCUGUGCAUAUGCACUAUCAGGUCGCACGAGAAUCAUUGCCCCCUAGUGUCGAAACUAAGAAAAACUGGAGGGAGCGCUUCUACAAGCCGGUUCCAAUUCAGGUCGUUGGCGUGUUCGAUACCGUGGGUGCCCUGGGAUGGCCAUCCAACGUUGUUAUGUCGGUUGAGCAGACCAAUGAUGCAAAGUAUGGCUUUCACGACACCGACCUGCACGAGAAUGUCAAACACGCAUUCCAUGCCCUGGCUCUAGACGAACACCGAAAGGCAUUCCCUCCUACUCUGUGGACCCUUCCUGAGGGCGUUUCUACUAAGUUGAGACAAUGCUGGUUCCCGGGCUACCACAUCAACAUCGGUGGUGGCAGCAAUGACACUAUGGAUCAUUAUGGCGAUAUGGAAUCCAUGGCCAAUCUCUCACUGGUUUGGAUGAUUGACCAGGUCCGCGAACAUACCAAUCUGGUCUUUGAUAGAUACGCGCUGGCAAAGUUUUACCACCACUACACCUGCACCAUCGUGGACCUCUCGCAGCGCUCCUUCAAGCUAAAUGAUUCUGAGCACAACUAUGCGAAGAAGGCCGACAAGAAAGCUAAAAAGCCUAGACAUACGGAUGAUAAGCCUGAUCCCAAGAAUCCUACCGCAUAUGGCGGAUGGGGCAUGGGCUACCGACCAGAUAGCAUCGAGUCCAUGACGGGUUACAGCGGCUCUGUGGUUCGCACUCCAGGAUACUACCAGCAGGGAGUAACAAAUGAGUGCAUCCAUCCCGUGGUAGCCUAUGCAAUGAGCAAGGGGUACCGCGAAGCCAAUGUGGAUGGUAAGAUAUUGCACUACAAGCCCGCCGCUCUCGAAGGCUAUAAGAGAGACAGACUCCCCGAAAUCAGAAACUCCGAAGGAAAAGUCACGAGAAAGGAAGGCUGGUAUUGGAGGAAGGAAAUCAAGGGCGUGAAAUAUGAUGAUACACCUUACACCACUCGUCUCAGCAACUGGUGGUCCUCUUACUCCCCACCAGAGCACGAUGAUGAAAUUAUCAUUCCCGAGAUGGUCUUCACUUUGCCAGAGGAUGAUUACCACAUGUUCAGUCAACGUGAUUACAUGCGGGCGGACUGGCUCGCGUUGAAGGCUGGUUUGGACGGAUACCAUGACGAUUUCCAGAAAGCGUUCCUUGAUUUUGGCCCGAAGCAAGAUUAUCAGAUUGCCUCGGAAGACGACAAGCGACGAGAGAGGCUGUUGCUCAACGCGGUGAGAUACGUGACGGAUAGAGAAACUAGCAGUUCUUGUCUGGACAAGUCGUUGAUACAUGUCCUGCGUCGAUCACAGUCCUUGGGUUUGAAAGCAGAGGAGAAGCUGGCUCUACUGAAAGAGACAGGAGAUCGCACCAGAGCGUUUUUCGCAACCUUGCCGGUGGGGGAAUGUCCCUUCACAGAAUAG
This is a messenger RNA of Penicillium verhagenii, 2040 nucleotides long. Its product is annotated as T6SS phospholipase effector Tle1-like catalytic domain-containing protein. NCBI's taxonomy places the organism in Eukaryota, Fungi, Ascomycota, Eurotiomycetes, Eurotiales, Aspergillaceae. The record is from RefSeq and is a predicted model, not a curated record. Bases 1 to 2040 code for a protein of 679 amino acids. The transcript has 2 exons.